ACACAUCGUGAUAUCAUUUUUUAGUGAUUAAAUAUUGUAGUACGUCCAUAAAACAUUUUCAAGGGCGGCAAUUGUUUGCUAAAAUCAAUAGGAUUAAAUAAAAUUAUAUCAACAAAAUAUAUUCAAUUAUUCUAUUUCAUAAAACACACAGAAGAUGACCAGAGCUAGCAUCGAACUGGGCGAUGUAACUCCCCAUAAUAUCAAACAAUUGAAAAAACUAAAUACUGUGGUGUUUCCCGUAUCCUAUAAUGACAAGUUCUAUGUUGAUGUCUUAGAGGCUGGUGAAUUAGCUAAAUUGGCAUAUUACAAUGAUAUUGUGGUUGGUGCAGUAUGCUGUCGCAUCGAUACAUCGGAAAAUCAACGACGUCUGUACAUAAUGACUCUGGGCUGUUUAUCACCUUAUCGUAGGCUGGGCAUUGGUACCGUCAUGUUCCAACAUAUCUUAAACUACGUGGAAAAGGAUGGUAAUUUUGAUAGUAUUUUCUUGCAUGUCCAGGUGAAUAAUGACAGCGCCAUAGAAUUCUACAAAAAGUUUGGUUUCGAGAUUGUUGAAACCAAAGAACACUACUACAGGCGUAUCGAGCCUGCCGAUGCACAUGUGUUGCAAAAGACUCUACGCAAAACUGCUCCAGAUGCCAAUCAGACCAAUGUUCAUUGUAAUGGUCAAACAGAGAAAAGAGAGAAAAAGGCUUAAUUCGAAAUAAAAAAAAAAUUGUUACCACGCUGUUGGGGUCACUGAAUUACUUAAAUUGCGCGCGUUUGCUUGCGAACCAUGUCGCAUUAUUCACUCUUCCCAAGAAAACACAUACAAACAAACUACACACACCGAUCGGAAACCAAUUAUCAUAAUUUAUAUAUAUAUUAGAAAACACAAAAUGGAACAAUUUUCAAAUGGACUCGUGUUAAAACAAUAAAAUAAUAUGACACAUUUUAUGUUAAGAUAUAUUGAAAAAUCCAA
This is a messenger RNA of Musca domestica (house fly), 958 nucleotides long. It is a transcript of the gene san, whose product is annotated as probable N-acetyltransferase san. The record is from RefSeq and is a predicted model, not a curated record. The coding region runs from base 155 to 694 and encodes 179 amino acids. Gene Ontology annotation, biological process: mitotic sister chromatid cohesion. The transcript has 3 exons. Gene Ontology annotation, molecular function: acyltransferase activity, transferring groups other than amino-acyl groups. NCBI's taxonomy places the organism in Eukaryota, Metazoa, Arthropoda, Insecta, Diptera, Muscidae. Gene Ontology annotation, cellular component: NatA complex.